Molecule: messenger RNA, 1590 nt
Organism: Penicillium egyptiacum
Lineage: Eukaryota; Fungi; Ascomycota; Eurotiomycetes; Eurotiales; Aspergillaceae
Source: the annotation of a GenBank genome assembly
AUGGCCGGUCUAUUAAAACAGGCAAUAUGUGGUUUGGUAAUAUAUAUUGCUGUCAAAAGCAUCUAUCGAUUGUAUUUCCACCCUCUCAGCAAAAUUCCGGGGCCAAAACUUGCAGCUAUCACAAGCGGCUAUGAAUUCUAUUUCAAUGUGAUCAAGGGAGGAAUGUUCAUAUGGGAGAUGGAGCGGCUACAUGAGAUAUAUGGGCCCAUUAUACGCAUUACCCCGCUUGAGGUGCAUAUCAAAGACUCAAGGUAUUACGAUGAGAUAUACGCCUCUAGCAAGCGCAGACGCGAAAAGGCUGCUGACUUGGUCGCUCGAUUUGAUCUCGAGGGUUCUGGAUUUUCUAGUAUCUCUCCAGAAGACCACCGGAAACGGCGUUCACAUGUCGAGAAACACUUUUCAAAGCAGGCAGUCUCCAACAUAGAGUAUUUGAUAUAUGAAAACAUUGACAAGCUUGAUAAUCAUUUCAAACGCGCGUUUGAAUUCCACAAAGUCAUCAGUCUCGAUGCUGGCUUCGCUGGGCUGACUUCCGAUAUCAUUCACAAAUAUGUCUACGGUUUCAACAGUGGAAAUCUUGACCACGAUGACUUCAACACGAGUGUGAGAGACGGGAUCAACGGGCUUUUCAAAUUCUCUCACGUCCUAUUCUUUUUCCCCGUCCUUCAGACUAUCAUGAACUUGCUUCCGUUGUGGUUGCUCAAAAAGCUUGACCCAUUCGUGUAUGCACUGGUGAGCCAGAAGUUGGACCUUCUUCGUCGGACAGAGGAAUUCCUGCAAAGCAAAUCGCCACGCUCGGAAACUCACUCCGUCAUGGAAGCUAUGUGUGGCCCCAGUAUGCCGGAGGAUAUGCGCGGCGCUGUUCGUCUCAACAAUGAGGGAUUUGCUAUGAUUAUCGGUGGUACCGAGACAACUGCCCGAUCGAUAGUCAUUGCGGCAUUUCAUAUCUUGAAGGAUGAGUCGAUCAAAGCCAAGUUGCGAGAUGAACUGUGGACAGUGAUGCCCACUCCUGAGUCUCAGCCAACAUGGAGGCAGCUUGAACAGUUGCCAUACCUGGCAAGUGCUCUCUUAUAUGGCUCCGCUGUUGUAUGGGAAACAUUACGUGUGUCUACUGGAAUUGCAAAUCGAUCGGCUCGUGUCGCACCUAAUGAAACGUUGGUCUACAAGGAUCACACCAUUCCUGCUGGAGUAUGUGAAGCCAUUGUUACUAGCUCCCAUCCCAGAAUGUAUAUUGACAUGAUCAAAAUCCAGACUCCAGUCAGUGAGACCAAUUAUUUUGUUCUCAUGGAUCCCCAAAUCUUUCCCGAUCCGCACACAUUCGACCCAGACCGAUGGCUACGUGCAGCUGCGAAAGGGGAGCAUCUGGAUAGAUAUAUGGUCAACUUUUCUAAAGGCAGUCGGAUAUGUGUGGGCAUGAACUUGGCGUACGCGGAGCUGUUUCUUGUACUGUCGGCUUUUGUCCGUCGUUUUGACAUGGAGCUGUUUGAGACAAGCGAAAAGGAUAUUGCUUUUGUGCGCGAUUUUGGAACCCCAUACCCCGAAAAGGGGAAUGCCCGUGUGCGAGCCAUAGUCACAAAGGUGAUGAAGGAGUGA